Molecule: messenger RNA, 554 nt
Organism: Sinocyclocheilus anshuiensis
Lineage: Eukaryota; Metazoa; Chordata; Actinopteri; Cypriniformes; Cyprinidae
Product: WASP homolog-associated protein with actin, membranes and microtubules-like
Exons: 1
Coding region: 44-319 (91 amino acids)
Biological process (GO): endoplasmic reticulum to Golgi vesicle-mediated transport; Arp2/3 complex-mediated actin nucleation
Cellular component (GO): cytoplasm; endoplasmic reticulum-Golgi intermediate compartment membrane
Molecular function (GO): Arp2/3 complex binding; actin binding
Source: RefSeq, a predicted model, not a curated record
UUUCACCCGUUUGAGUGAAUGUCAUGUUUGUGAUGCAGGAUCGAUGGACGAGCUGUUAGCGUCGCUGCAGCGAGGACAGACACAGCUGCGGAAGGUCACGGUCAGCACAGAGAGCGGCGACGUCAGGAACAGCCUGCUGUCAGCCAUCCGUCAGGGAGUCACCCUGAAGAAAGUCCCGCCCUCCAGCGGCCCGACGCACAGCUCCAACUCGGAGCUCGAGCGGAGCAUCAAAGCCGCCAUGAUGAGGAUGAAGAAGGUGUCUAACGACUCUGAUGAUGAAGAGCCAUCAGACGCGCCGUCUGGAGACUGGGAAAGUUAAACACGACUGUCUGUGAUUCACAAACACUGCUGCUGGACAACGCCGUUUCAGCUGCCAUUUCUGAUUGCCAUGGCUAACUUCCUUUGCCAAACUUUGGGUUUUUGCACUGAUAUGUCUUGUCGUAGGAAUAUAUAAGUAAUUUUCCAUGAAAAUAUAGCUAGUUGCACUAAACAUUAGAAAUGUGUGAAAAAAAUCUGUGAUCUGUGAACGCUUUCAUUAAAGUGCCUGGUCAAGA